Aplosporella prunicola CBS 121167 is the source of this 834-nucleotide messenger RNA. RefSeq lists its product as uncharacterized. The transcript has 2 exons. Lineage: Eukaryota; Fungi; Ascomycota; Dothideomycetes; Botryosphaeriales; Aplosporellaceae. The record is from RefSeq and is a predicted model, not a curated record. Bases 1 to 834 code for a protein of 277 amino acids.
AUGGAUUCCGACAGCGACUCCGACAGCGACAAUCCCGACGGCCCUAAGGACAUGCCCAACGUGAGCAAUACGUCUGCCAGUGGGGCGACACUUCCUUCCGACGGCCUUCCUAGAGAUGCCCAAGGAUACCUCAUCGUCGAUCCUAACAAUCCCCCUCCCUUCCCUACCUAUCCUCGGCAGACGCGGCUUCUCUCUGGUUUGUUCGAUCGCCAGAUUUGGGACAAGCCUCUUCCCGUUAGGCCCGACCUCAAUCUCGAGGAAGUCUUCAGAUAUGAUGAUGAGCUAGAGGAAAGGCUCAAAAGCAUCCCGAUGCCGUCUCCUUCCCCUCCACCGCCGUCACCCGCACCGGAGAGAGUAAUCAAGAAGAUGCGCGUCUCUGAGCCCGGUCCGAAUCUGGACGAUAAUACGCAGAUAGGAGGAUUCGAGGGGGAUGAGGAUGUUGAUGAGAAGGGUGCUGGUGAAGGUACUAGCACUUUCGGCAAGGGGGCCAUCAUCCCAGGCCCAAAUGGGGAUACUGAAGAGGAAAUGGGAAAGACACACCUGCGACUCUUCAACAAUGCUCUGAAGAAGGUUACGGCCAAGAACCAGGGCAUCCAACGCAAGAACCAGUGGCUUAGCGCAACGAAGGAGGUUUGCCUACAGAGCUACCUAGCCAAACAACCGAACAUGACUAUCACCGAGAAGAACCGCGCCUGUCAUAGGUACGUUAUCAACCACCAACUAUGCGUCACCCACAAGAACAGAAAGGAUGUUGCGCUGCCUCUUGAGGACGGCAUCAGGGCUCCCAAAGAAAGCUCCGAUAACGUUGCAUUCUGGAUUGAGCCGAAAGCCUAG